Messenger RNA from Protopolystoma xenopodis, 738 nucleotides. The record is from the annotation of a GenBank genome assembly. NCBI's taxonomy places the organism in Eukaryota, Metazoa, Platyhelminthes, Monogenea, Polystomatidea, Polystomatidae.
CUUUCGGGUGGCCCGAUCCAGAUGAAUAUUUUGUACAGCCUUCAUGCUCUUCGUCUUUCCAUGGCUACUGUUUUGGCAAAUAACGCUGCCGGACCACUGGCUACUUUUUCUAAGGUGGACGCUCUGAUAGCGCUUACCAGCAACAUUGUUGCUUCAUUGCCUCACCUCCUUAGUCCUCCCAUUCAAUCACGUAUCAGCAGUGCUUCCACUCCUUUUAAAAUUAAGCCGGUGGGUUCGGACACCCUUAUUAAAGAUGUAUUUGGUCAAGAGACUUGUAUGUCUCAGAUUGCCUCAGUUGAUAAGUUUAAUAAAUGUGAAAAAAAAUCUUUAAAUCUAGGGACCUCGGUGAUCAAAGAAAUAAGGCCAUCCCUUGUUACUGAGUCCUGUGAGCUUACUGGUCUGGCAAAUUCAACUGAGAAUGAUUCUAAAAUUUCAAGUAACAAUCAGCUCGAGUUUAACGGAUUAAACAGUACACAGAUAAUUGAAGAACGAUUAAGAAUGGGGCGAGCAACAAUGAGGCAAGGAAAGACAUUGCAGGAUGCCUCUGAAAUCUCGACUGCCGAAUGGAACGAGUUUAAACAUUCUAGCGCUUCUAAUGAGGGGACGUUUACUUCAAACCAAUCCAAGUUUGUCAUCGAUGGUCCUGCAUUUCCUGUAAAUGCUUUAAGUUGUUCAGCAGUCAGCAAACCAACCUUUGAAAUUUCUCAUUCUAUUGGCUCAUUUGAUGAUGGACAAUAA